Dujonia railenensis is the source of this 1233-nucleotide messenger RNA. The record is from the annotation of a GenBank genome assembly. Lineage: Eukaryota; Fungi; Ascomycota; Pichiomycetes; Serinales; Debaryomycetaceae.
AUGGCUAAAUUUGGGUUAAAGGAUCAAUUGAAAAACCAUAAAUUGAUAGAGACUAUUGACAAGUCGAAAUCAAAGCCAGCUGUGAAGAAAGAAAAGGCCGCUGUAAAGAAGGUCGUGGAGGCAGCUCCAAUCGAAGCAAAGCCAGUCUAUAAGAAGGAAAAGAAGACUGAGAAGGAUGCUUACCAGAGUGAUACUUUAUCCAAGAAGGAACAAAGAAAGUUGAAAAAGUUGCAGGAGUUAAUUGAAAAGGCCGAGGAAGAAGAUUCAGAAGAUGAAGAAGACGUUGAAGGUGAAGAUGAAGACGAUGAGGAAGAGUUAGACUUGGAAAGAUUAGCUGCUAGUGACAGUGAAAGUGACAUCAACGACGAUGAAGAAGCUGAAGAUAGCGACGAAGAUGAUGAAGAUGAUGAAGAAGAAGACGAUGAAGAAGAAGUGGAAGAGGAAGACAUCCCAUUAUCUGAUGUAGAGAUAGACUCCGACGCCGACAUUGUUCCACACACUAAACUCACUAUAAAUAACAUGGCUGCCUUGAAGGACUCUCUCGCCAGAAUUCAAUUACCCUGGGCCAAGCACUCUUUCCAAGAGCAUCAAUCUGUAGUCUCAGCUGAAAACACGGAAGCUGAAAUCAAGGACAUCUAUGAUGAUACCGAAAGAGAAUUAGCAUUCUAUAAGCAAGGUUUAGACGCCGUCAAACAAGCAAGAGCUACUCUCUUAAAGCUCAAAGUCCCAUUUGCCAGACCAAUGGACUACUUUGCUGAAAUGGUCAAGAGUGACGAGCACAUGGAUAAAUUAAAACAAAAGUUAUUAACUGAAGCUGCUAAUAAGAAGGCCUCAGAAGAUGCAAAGAAACAAAGAAUGUUGAAGAAGUUCGGUAAACAAGUUCAAAAUGCUACUUUACAAGAAAGAGCCAAGCAAAAGAAAGAAAGUUUGGAAAAGAUCAAGUCUUUAAAGAAGAAGAGAGGUGCUAAUGAAUUGUCUAACGAUGAUGAUUUCCAAAUUGCUCUUGAAGAAGCAACCAAGGAAGAAAAGUAUGGUAGAUCUGCCGGUGGUGACAACAAGAGAAGCAAGCCUAACUCAAAGAGAUUGGCCAAAAACUCCAAAUAUGGUAUGGGUGGUCCAAAGAGAGGCAAGAGAGAAAACGAUGCUGCUUCCUCUAUGGAUGUCAGUGGAUUUUCUUCCAAGAAAAUGAAGGGUAAGCCAACCAGACCUGGUAAGAGUAGACGUAGACAUUAA